AUGGCUGACAAUUUUCCGAUACGCAAUGAUCCCUUCAACUUGGAAGAUUACCAAGGAGAGAUUUACUACCAUUACAAGGCGAAAAGAAGAACCCAAAAGGACGUCCUUUCAAUUUUGAAAGAUGUACAUGGUGUUAACGUGUCGAAGAAGCAGCUAACAACAGAGCUUAAGAGAUGGGGAUACUUUAAAUAUACCAAGACUUGUCAACUUCCAUCUAAUACACAAGAAAGCGAGACUCAACCAAGCGAUAAUUCCUCCCUACAGCUGUCUUUACCGCUGACUUCUGGCCAUGUCCAGAGGGGCAAUGGCGGCAUUGAGAACACUUCUCAUCGCAGCUCUAACGGUUCAGAAGAAAUCAUGAGCCAUGAUUCACCGCGUUUCCUGAGGGAAGAGCGAUGGCGAGGGUGUGAGACUGUAUUCUUCCAUAUCGACAAACUUAUCCAAGGCUCUUUUGAGGCCGGGGACUGGAGAUGGAGCGGCCGAGAAACAAUCAUCCAUUCAUCAAGCAAGCAACAGCAAGAUAAGGCGAUAUUGCAUUCGUUCCUAAACAGCGUUCAAUGUGCGCAUCUUUCUAUUGAUCGAAAUGAUCUGACUCAAGCCGUGCUGCAUUGGGACGCAGCAUAUCAGGCCGUGGAUCACCUCGUACAAGGCCAUUAUCAUGAUAUCAUUCCAAAUCUUGUACAGAAGAUCAACGACAUCAAUGAUAAGGGACAAGUACGAGUUGCCCUAGGGCUGCUACGGCACAUCACAAGAUGCGCUCAUACCUACCUCGAAGACAACGCUGCAGUAUACCCUAUUUACACUUCUCUCGCACACAUACCAACGGUGUACCUGCCGGCAUUGGAAGCAAGGAUAAUGGGCCGCUUCAAAGAAUCCUUUGAGUGGUAUCAAGGUCCUAGGAGCUACAAUAGUUCCGUUAUGAUGGUCAACCAGGCACGUAGAUUACUCAUGAGAGAUGAUGACGCUCGAUUUGAGGAUGUGCUCCCUCCAGUGGAUCAUUACGACAGGAUCUUCGGCGUUUGUAAUCGACGUUCAUUAGAUAUCAUCGCCCUCAGGCUUGAGGUUAUCUAUAAGAGAAGGCAAUUUGUCCAAUUGGAGACGGAGGCUACCAUUCUCAUCCAGCGCGCCAAGUUGAUUCGAGAUGAUGAUUGGCAUCGUUUGUAUAAUCUCGUCAGGGGAUGGUAUUAUCUUGGGUGCGCUCAAUUUUGUCUGCUCAAAUGGGUCCCAGCACUGACAAGCUUUGACCGCGCCCUACAAAGCGAUAAUCAGCUGAGAGAGCUGGGAAAUUGGACUAUUUUUGACACGGAGAGGGUGGCCAUAGAAGGGUUUAAAACGCACAUGUUUAAUUUUCCAGCUCACGGGGGAGUCAUUGAUCCACUGAUAUUAUAUCCGUGGGACUUUAGCUAG
Fusarium mangiferae is the source of this 1407-nucleotide messenger RNA. RefSeq lists its product as uncharacterized. The coding region runs from base 1 to 1407 and encodes 468 amino acids. NCBI's taxonomy places the organism in Eukaryota, Fungi, Ascomycota, Sordariomycetes, Hypocreales, Nectriaceae. The record is from RefSeq and is a predicted model, not a curated record. The transcript is spliced from 2 exons.